CUUCUCAAAUGACCUGCCAUUCCUCCGACUCCGCUGAAACGAUCGAGAACGAGAGGGGAUCAGAGACCGAAUCUGGAGUGGUAGAUUCCGAUCAUAACAGAAUCGCUGCCGCGGUGAGGGAUCUGAAAAAGACAGGUUGGUACUGGGGCCGCCUGACGGCCAAUGAAGCCAAGCGGAUCCUCCAGAACACGCCCGAGGGCACGUUCCUGUUGCGGGACAGCUCCCAACGGGACUACCUCUUCACCAUCUCGGCCGUCACCUCCGCGGGCCCCACCAACCUGCGCAUCGAGUACCGAGACGGCCAGUUCAAGCUGGACUCGGUGCUGCUGAUGAACCCGCAGCUGAAGCGUUUCGACAGCGUGGUGCACCUGGUGGAACACUACGUCCUCCUGUCCCGGACCUUGGGCAGGGGCGCCGCCGCCGCCGCCAAGCCCUCCCCGUCCCCGUCCCCGGCCCCGCCCCCCUCCUCGUCCCCGGCCCCGCCCAACGGCGCCGUGCGGCUGCUCAUGACCACGCCCGUCUACGCGGCCGUGCCCUCCCUGCAGCACCUCUGCCGCGUGUCCAUCAACAGGGCCAGCGCGCGGGUGCGAGACCUGCCCCUGCCCGGCAGGCUCCGGGACUACCUGACGGAUUACGCGUACCACGUGUGACGGGUGCGUGAAGGUCGCGAGGCGCGGUCCUCCCCCCCCCCAGACCCAAGGGACCGUAGUUGCAUGACAGACUGCCUCCCCCGUUGGGUAUGCCUGUGUGUGCACUGUGUUCCACACAAGAUGAGUGGGGGGGAAAAAGCCCUGUCAUUUUUCCUGUUUUAUUUCCAUUUUAAAUGGUAAUUCUAUUCGGGUCAAUGUUUUUCCAGGCAGGUUUGAAAGUGGAUUUAUGAAAUUAACCAUGAGCAAUAUUCAGAGCCCCUCUUCCCCCUGGCUGAUCUUGCUUGACAGACUUUAUUGAAAGAAUCCAGUAGUAGAAAAGGUGUGGCGUAGCAGUAAACUCCUGUCCAGCACUGUUCUGAUAAAAGGUCAUGACUUUUGCACCCCCCCCCCGCCCCACACACACACACUCUUUGUCCCCUGCUACUGUCAAGCACAACAGAUCUGGCAUUUAUUGUGAAUUAUUUUAGCUUUUGGUAAAUAUUGGGCCUUAUGGUGUUAGCACUGAUUCACAGAGCAUAGGGAGUAACUUGGCUGGUUGAUUAUCUUGCCCAUUUUUUAAAACCGUUAUAUCCAAUGCAAUACUCUGAAUGCUAUACACAUGUAUAGACAUGAAAUUCUACACACUGCAGCUCUGUUUUAGAUGAGCUACAUUUGAGUUCUUGCUCUGAUCCUCUCUAAAUGACCAAAUUCUAUGCUGUGCAUAAAAUAUCCACCGGGUGGCACCAUAGCCUUAAUUUACGGGUCAUUGCAUAAUAUUUGGCUUUCUAAAAAGACAUGAAUUAAUGGUUAAGUUUAAAAAAUAUAUAUCUCUGUGGAUGUUGUAUGUAUUUAUUCAAAGAUCUUUGGGUCUUUUUUUAAAAAAGAAUGUUUUUUUUUUAUAAGCCAAAUUAUAAUUAUUACUCCCACUUCUCUGAAAGUAAUUCCAUCCAUGUUGUAGCAUUGAGGAUUUUUUAAAUGUUUGCUGUCUCUAGACUGUUUUGCUUCACAUGGCUAACUGUCAUGCCAGGGCAGGUGCAAAUGACUGCAGCACAGUUAUGCCAGUUAUCCUGAAGAUGGAUGCAGCCUGUGAUCCCACCAACUGCCAAAAAAAAAAAAUAAUAAUAAUGGGUGAGAAAUGUCAAA
Molecule: messenger RNA, 1772 nt
Organism: Anguilla rostrata (American eel)
Lineage: Eukaryota; Metazoa; Chordata; Actinopteri; Anguilliformes; Anguillidae
Product: suppressor of cytokine signaling 2-like
Exons: 2
Coding region: 9-650 (213 amino acids)
Biological process (GO): intracellular signal transduction; phosphatidylinositol phosphate biosynthetic process
Cellular component (GO): phosphatidylinositol 3-kinase complex
Molecular function (GO): 1-phosphatidylinositol-3-kinase regulator activity
Source: RefSeq, a predicted model, not a curated record